Molecule: messenger RNA, 2245 nt
Organism: Sinocyclocheilus rhinocerous
Lineage: Eukaryota; Metazoa; Chordata; Actinopteri; Cypriniformes; Cyprinidae
Product: beta-hexosaminidase subunit beta-like
Exons: 14
Coding region: 407-1906 (499 amino acids)
Biological process (GO): ganglioside catabolic process; glycosaminoglycan metabolic process; carbohydrate metabolic process
Cellular component (GO): membrane; lysosome
Molecular function (GO): beta-N-acetylhexosaminidase activity
Source: RefSeq, a predicted model, not a curated record
CAACUCACCCUGCUCGCUCGCCCCUAGUAUUCCAGAAAUAUGGCUUUUGCUAUUUUAAUGUUUUUAUUACGUGAUAUGUUUGAAAUAUAUGCAGUCUGCUCCCUGUUAUGAUCGUAAGACUGUGUUGAAACCUGAAACAAUUGUUCAGCUCAUAUCGCCUAAGCCAUUUGUUUUGCAAGUUAUCUAGGGAUUGACCUUCACUGUCCUCGGGACAAAUCAACAGAUAAAGGGAUGAGGUUUUGUAAUCACAAUCUGUGCAAUUCACUUAAGACUUCGAGGGGGUGUGGCGGCUCGGUAGGUCCCAUGACUUGAGUUGAGGUAAACACCGCCCCACAGUUCAGAGCACAUUCACACUCCUCCGUUCGGACUAGAAGCAGAAGUCAGCUGACCGCAGCUCAACACAGCCAUGUACUGUCUGGUCAAAUUUGCGCCGCUGUUUUUGGCGGUAGCCGUCUGCAAUGGGUGGCUCUUCGGCGACUUUGUAGGAAAACUAAAAGAGCUGGAUGAAAUCUCUCUCUGGCCGCUACCGCAGAAAUUUCAGUCGUCCGCCGUCGCUUUUAAACUCAGCCCCGCCAGGUUUCAGAUCGUCCAAGCGAAACAGUCCUCCACCGGACCGAGCUGCAGCAUACUCGAGAAUGCGUUUCGCAGAUAUUUUGAAUACAUAUUUGGCGACCUGAAGAAGCCCGAGAAGAGCCGAAAGAAAGUGUAUGAUUCAGAUCUCGUGGAGCUUCAGGUAUGGGUAACAUCACCUGAUCCGGAGUGCGACGGUUUCCCGAGUCUGCAAACCGACGAGUCAUAUGAGCUGUCCGUUGAUGAACCCUCUGCUGUGCUGAAAGCUGCUAAUGUAUGGGGAGCUUUGCGAGGACUGGAAACAUUCAGCCAGCUGGUCUAUGAGGAUGACUAUGGAGUCAACAACAUCAAUAAGACAGACAUCUCAGAUUUCCCACGGUUUGCCCAUCGGGGGAUCCUCCUGGACUCGUCUCGCCACUUCCUGCCACUCAAAGUCAUUUUGGCCAAUUUGGAAGCUAUGGCGAUGAACAAGUUUAAUGUAUUUCACUGGCACAUUGUGGACGAUCAUUCGUUUCCUUACAUGAGCCGUACCUUCCCCGAGUUAAGUCAAAAGCGAAAGGGAGCCUAUCACCCAUUCACGCAUGUGUACACUCCAUCUGACGUGAAGAUGGUCAUCGAGUUCGCUCGUAUGAGGGGGAUCCGCGUCAUCCCUGAGUUUGACACCCCAGGACACACAGAGUCAUGGGGCAAUGGUCAGUUGUUAAGACCAUGCUUUCAUUCCACUUAUCGUUCCUGUAGGGAGUCCAAUCCUGAUAUUCAGAAGUUUAUGGUGCAGCAGGGCUUUGGCACAGACUACAGCAAACUGGAGUCUUUCUACAUUCAAAGGUUACUUGAUAUUGUGGCUGCUACCAAGAAAGGCUACAUGGUGUGGCAGGAAGUGUUUGAUAAUGGAGUGAAGCUGAAAGCCGACACACAGAUCCAUGUGUGGAAAGGCAGGCCGCAGUACCAGGAUGAGAUGGCGCAGGUCACGGCGGCUGGUUUCAAUGCUCUGCUCUCCACACCCUGGUACCUCAACCGCAUCAGCUACGGCCAAGACUGGGUGAACAUUUACAAAGCCGACCCCCAAAAUUUCACUGGCACAGAUGCACAGAAGAAGCUGGUGAUCGGUGGAGAGGCUUGUCUUUGGGGAGAGUAUGUGGAUGCUACCAACCUCACUCCUCGACUCUGGCCAAGAGCCAGUGCUGUCGCUGAGAGGUUAUGGAGUGAUAAAAGUGUGACCGAUGUGGAUAAUGCCUAUAAUCGUCUGGUCCAGCAUCGCUGCCGCAUGGUCAAGAGAGGCAUACCUGCAGAACCUCUAUUUGUUGGCCACUGCCGUCAGGAGUACAAGGGCCUAUGAACUUCAACAUUCAGCUGACAGACAAUUAAAGGGAAUAAUAGGACAACACUUUUUAAAAGAUAAAACCAUGUUAUUGAUUCCAGUAACUAUGCUUUGCUGUUGUAUGCACUGAGCCAGAUACUGCCAGAACUUGAUGUUUUUGAUUACUGGUUUUUAUUAUUAAAUGGACAGUUCUGUACAUCUGGAUUUUCUCUGUAGGCUUAAAUUGGAUUAAAUUGUAAUUAAUGUUCUUGUGAAUAAAUUGUAUGGAAUUUGAAGUUUUGAAAUAAGGUCUGCUUUUUAAUUAUUUCCCAAGGCUAGGUAUGUUGUAAGGGUUUUAUAAAUGAAAUACAUAUUUAA